Rhinolophus ferrumequinum (greater horseshoe bat) is the source of this 2212-nucleotide messenger RNA. RefSeq names its product CDK5 regulatory subunit associated protein 1 (gene CDK5RAP1). Gene Ontology annotation, biological process: tRNA modification; negative regulation of cyclin-dependent protein serine/threonine kinase activity. NCBI's taxonomy places the organism in Eukaryota, Metazoa, Chordata, Mammalia, Chiroptera, Rhinolophidae. The transcript has 15 exons. The record is from RefSeq and is a predicted model, not a curated record. Bases 265 to 2034 code for a protein of 589 amino acids. Gene Ontology annotation, cellular component: mitochondrion; cytosol. Gene Ontology annotation, molecular function: tRNA-2-methylthio-N(6)-dimethylallyladenosine(37) synthase activity; 4 iron, 4 sulfur cluster binding.
ACAGAAGUAGCGGCGGAACGGAAGUCCCGUAUGUGCGCGGUCGCAGCUGCGGACUGCCGAGAGGAGAGCUGGGUCGGUUGAGCGGAGCUGUCGCUGCGGGAUGCUGGACACUCGGGUUUCGGAAGGUACCGCACCUGCCAUGAGCCAGUUACUAGAAUGGGAGAUGUUCAGGAGGUGGAUAUGAAUGAGAUUUGUCUCCUGCUUUCAGCGACCUCCUAGCUUAUAAUAAGGGAUGGCAAAAGUACUUUGGGCUGUGUUAGUACCAUGAAUCAUUUACAAUGUAUCCUCCAAGCACAGAGGAGUCUGAGGUGGGGGCCCUUGGCCUCUGUGUCCUGGCUGCUGCUCAGGACCUGCAGGACACACAGCAGUUUCUCCGGCGCUACAUGUCCCAGUGCAAAGGGACAGCAGGAGGAUGGAGUUCAGAAGGAUUUCAGUUCCAGGCUGGCCACUGGCCCGACUUUUCAGCAUUUUUUAAGAAGUGCUGCAGUUCCUCAAGAGAAGCUGUCUUCUCCAGAUGUGGAGGACUCACCCCCCUAUCUCACAGUGGAUGAACUUUUAGGAAGGCAGAAAAAAGUGUACCUUGAGACCUACGGCUGCCAGAUGAAUGUGAAUGACACAGAGAUAGCCUGGUCCAUCUUACAGAAAAGUGGCUACUUACGGACCAAUAGCCUCCAAGAGGCUGAUGUGAUUCUCCUUGUCACUUGUUCUAUCAGGGAAAAGGCUGAACAGACCAUCUGGAAUCGUUUACAUCAGCUUAAAGUCCUGAAGACAAAACGGCCCCGCUCCCGAGGGCCUCUGAAGAUUGGAAUUCUAGGUUGUAUGGCUGAGAGACUGAAGGAAGAGAUCCUCAAUAGGGAGAAAACGGUGGAUAUUUUGGCUGGUCCAGAUGCCUAUCGGGACCUCCCUCGCCUGCUGGCUGUUGCCGAGUCAGGCCAGCAAGCUGCCAACGUGCUGCUGUCUUUGGAUGAGACCUAUGCAGAUGUCAUGCCAGUCCAGAUGAACCCCAGUGCUACUUCUGCUUUCGUGUCUAUUAUGCGAGGCUGUGACAAUAUGUGCAGCUACUGCAUUGUUCCUUUCACACGUGGCCGGGAGAGGAGUCGGCCUGUUGCCUCCAUUCUAGAGGAAGUGAGGAAGCUUUCUGAGCAGGGGCUGAAAGAAGUGACACUACUUGGUCAGAAUGUUAAUAGUUUUCGGGACAAUUCAGAAGUCCAGUUCAACAAUGCAGUGUCCACCAACCUCAGCCGUGGCUUCUCCACCAACUAUAAAACCAAGCGGGGGGGCCUUCGUUUUGCUCACCUUUUGGAUCAGGUCUCCAGAAUAGAUCCUGAAAUGAGGAUCCGUUUCACCUCUCCCCACCCCAAGGACUUUCCUGAUGAGGUUCUGCAGCUGAUUCAUGAGAGAGACAAUAUCUGUAAACAGAUCCAUCUACCAGCCCAGAGUGGAAGCAGCCGUGUAUUGGAGGCCAUGCGGAGGGGCUAUUCAAGAGAAGCUUAUGUGGAGUUAAUUCAUCAUAUCAGAGAGUUUAUUCCAGGUGUCAGCCUCAGCAGUGAUUUCAUUGCUGGCUUUUGUGGUGAGACGGAGGAAGAUCACCUCCAGACGGUGUCUUUGCUUCAGGAAGUUCAGUACAACAUGGGCUUCCUCUUUUCCUACAGUAUGAGACAGAAGACACGGGCAUACCACAGGCUGAAGGAUGAUGUCCCACAAGAGGUAAAAUUAAGGCGUUUGGAGGAACUUAUCACCGUCUUCCGAGAAGAAGCGACAAAAGCCAAUAAGACCUUUGUGGGUCGUACCCAGCUGGUGCUUGUGGAGGGGCUCAGUAAACGCUCUGCCACUGACCUGUGUGGCCGGAAUGAUGGAAACCUGAAGGUGAUAUUCCCUGAUGUAGAGAUGGAGGAUGUCACUAACUCUGGGUUCAGAGUCAGAGCUCAGCCUGGGGACUACGUGCUGGUGAAGAUCACCUCUGCCAGCUCUCAGACCCUUAAAGGACAUGUGCUCUGCAGGACCACUCUGAAGGACUCUUCAGCAUAUUGCUGACCUGAGGGAUGGCCUCGAGCUGACGUGGGCAGUCCUUCCCACGUCAUUACUGAAAGAGGUAAUGAAGCUUUGAAGACAAACCACAAGUGGUGAAGCAACUUUAUGUCAAAUGGAAAAUGCAUCUCUUUGCUGCUACAUGAACAGGCUUUAUAAUCAUUAAAUUGAUUUAAACUGAAGU